UUGUAAUUUCCGACCUAAUGGUAAAAUUUCUUGAUGCACGUCGUUCAUUGCACCAAAGCUGCGCUCCAUAAUCUUAUUUCGAACACAAUGACUACGCCAAUGCUGCUCGUACACGGUGGAGCUGGUGACAUAAGUGACGCGCGAGUGCCUGGCAAGACAAAAGGUAUGAAACUGGCUUUGAAAGCAGGUUUGCCGCUGCUGAUGCCUUCGCCUGAAUGUGGUGGUAUUGAAGCAGGUUCUGCUCUGGAUGCCGUCGAAGCGGCUGUACGCGCUAUGGAGGAGGAUGAAAACUUCAAUGCGGGUUAUGGAGCAUGCCUGAAUAGUGAUGGCAACGUUGAAGUGGAAGCAAGCAUAAUGGAAGGAUCGCGGUUGCAAGCUGGCUGUGUAACUUUGUUGCACGACAUCAAAUAUCCUAUUUCAGUGGCACGUUGUGUAAUGGAGAGAACAAAUCACACAUUUUUAGGUGGUGAAAGCGCACAGAAAUUUGCUUUAGCAAAUGGAGCUGAGCAAUUGCCAGCGGGAUCAUUAGUAACACAAAGUGCACGUGAUGCAUUAAAGCAAUUUAAGCAACAACAAUCUGAGGGUAAAGAUACCACAUAUGCGCCAACAGAAUUGGAUAAAACAAUUAAAGAGCGACCAGGUGAACCUGGUACCGUUGGUGCUGUGGCUAUAGAUGCAAAAGGCAAUAUAGCAGUGGCCACUUCUACAGGCGGCAUAACUGGCAAAGUGGCAGGGCGUAUUGGUGACACACCAUUGCUUGGUUGUGGCACUUAUGCAGAUAAUAAGUGGGGCGGUGUUUCUACCACUGGUCAUGGCGAGACAAUUAUGCGUUUCAAUUUGGCACAAAAGAUUAUAGCAAACAUUAGAUACUGCAAUAUGUCGGCUCAGGAGGCGACCGAAGUUGCGUGCAAGGAGAUGACUGAACGCUUAGGAGGUACCGGUGGCGCUAUAACUAUUGGACCUACGGGUGAUAUAGGCGUGGCUUGGACUUCAAAGCGCAUGGGUUGGGGUUAUGUGCGUAAUAAUGAAUAUAUUUAUGGUAUUGACCACGGAAAGGUGCUUAAAGAACCAUUUUAAAAUAUGCGUAACAUAUAUUUUUGUGUAUUCAUUCGUUACCUUAAUUCACAAAGGCCCUAACUAAAAUUUAUUUUAUUUUACAGGAGAAGCAAAAAACAUUACAAAAGAAGUAUCCAAAGCAGGUUGGGCUUUUAGAAUAUAUUAGGCUUUUAGUGUGUAAUCUACCGACUUUUGUACAAAGAUGAAUUUUGUAAGAAAAUGAGUUAGGGCCUUUCCAUUAGUGCUGCAAAAACAUCGAUAUUUAAAACUAUAGAUUUUUCGAUGUUUUUGUCAAUAAAAUAUCGAUAGUAUGGAUACUAUCGUGUUUUCUUGGGUAUUAUAACUUCUUGUUUAAACUUGAAAUCCUGAUUAAUUAACAAACAAUUUUUUAACAAAUUACAUUUACUAUUUUCAAAUUAUCCAUUAGUUUAAAAUUUAAUUAGACUUAUAUUUAAGGUCACAUUGAACAUUGCAAGUUAUUAAUUAAUUAAAUUAAAUUAAAUAAAUAUUUGCUCUUUAUGGCAAUAAUCUGGGGUACACUUCAAGUUUGUAGUUUUAAUUUUCCCAAUUAGAGAUCGAAUGGCACUGACAAAAUCAUUUUAAUGAGUAAUAAAUUCCCUAAACACUUAUUGGUACGCUUUUGUGCUAAAAUUCAGCUAAACUGUAAAAGAAUAUAAGUUUAUUACGCUUUGAUUGUUCUAAUGAUGGCAUAUCUUCUAAAAACAUCGAUGGUAAACCAAACAUCGAUGUUUUCAAAAAAAAAAAAUAUUAAAACAUCGAUACUAUCGAUAGUGCUCCAAUGUUUUUGCAGCUCUACUUUCCAUAUUAAGGUAACGAUAUGUAUGUAUAAAAAAAAGACUAUUUAAAUGCAAGAAUGUCCAUUUUUUAGAUUGAGCAUAAAUAUCGUCGUUUAAAGUACGACACCGCGUAUCGUCAUUCUGCAAAACUGUGUGCCA
This is a messenger RNA of Rhagoletis zephyria (snowberry fruit fly), 2012 nucleotides long. Its product is annotated as probable isoaspartyl peptidase/L-asparaginase GA20639. Lineage: Eukaryota; Metazoa; Arthropoda; Insecta; Diptera; Tephritidae. The record is from RefSeq and is a predicted model, not a curated record. Gene Ontology annotation, cellular component: cytoplasm. Gene Ontology annotation, molecular function: asparaginase activity.